AGAUCACCACGGUAGUGGGUGGCGGCAGAGACGUAGCGGCCUGCCUCCUUGCGGAGCUUGCGCUUCUUAAGAGCGGCUGCAUCCGGCCGUCCCAGGCGCUCUCUUCUGAGGGAAAGCUUCUCCGCCGCGGCCUCUCCGGCCCCGAGCUCGCGCUCUUGGCCUGCCCAACCGCGCGGACCGUGGCCCGGCCUGCAGAGCCCUCCGCGCUCCUCCCUUGGUGCUGCAGUUAGGCCGCGCCUCAGGCCCAGUCCGCGGCGGCCCGGCGGGUGAUGCCAAAUACAGCCAUGAAGAAAAAGGUGCUGUUGAUGGGGAAGAGCGGGUCGGGGAAGACCAGCAUGAGGUCGAUUAUCUUUGCAAACUACAUUGCUCGCGACACCAGGCGUCUGGGUGCCACCAUCGACGUGGAGCACUCCCACGUCCGCUUCCUGGGGAAUCUGGUGCUGAACCUGUGGGACUGCGGCGGUCAGGACACCUUUAUGGAAAAUUACUUCACCAGCCAGCGAGACAACAUCUUCCGUAACGUCGAGGUUUUGAUUUACGUGUUCGAUGUCGAGAGCCGCGAACUGGAAAAGGACAUGCAUUACUACCAGUCCUGUCUGGAGGCCAUCCUCCAGAACUCACCUGACGCCAAAAUCUUCUGCCUGGUGCACAAAAUGGAUCUGGUUCAGGAGGACCAGCGUGACCUGAUUUUCAAAGAGCGAGAGGAAGACCUGAGGCGAUUGUCUCGCCCCCUGGAGUGCGCCUGUUUCCGAACAUCCAUCUGGGACGAGACGCUCUACAAGGCCUGGUCUAGUAUAGUCUAUCAGCUGAUCCCCAACGUUCAGCAGCUGGAGAUGAACCUAAGGAACUUUGCUCAGAUUAUCGAGGCUGACGAAGUUCUGCUGUUUGAGAGAGCUACGUUCUUGGUGAUCUCUCAUUACCAGUGCAAAGAGCAGCGUGACGUCCACCGCUUUGAAAAGAUCAGCAACAUCAUUAAGCAGUUCAAGUUGAGCUGCAGUAAAUUGGCCGCUUCUUUCCAGAGCAUGGAAGUUAGGAAUUCUAACUUCGCUGCUUUCAUCGACAUCUUCACAUCAAACACGUAUGUGAUGGUGGUUAUGUCGGAUCCAUCCAUCCCCUCUGCAGCUACUCUGAUCAACAUUCGCAAUGCCAGGAAACACUUCGAGAAGCUGGAGAGAGUGGAUGGCCCCAAGCAUAGUCUCCUCAUGCGUUGAAUGUAGCCAAAUGCUCUUUAUGAAAGUGCUGAUUUUUUUUUGCAUCCUUUUGUAAUAUUCAUGAUGUCGUGUGCUUAGAAGUGGGCUUCGAGAUGUGUGCUGCUUACUACUUCAGUUUCUUUCUUCCUCUUCCUCAAAUAUUGGGCACUACUUCCUCAGCUAUCCAGUAGAGCUUCAGGAUGGCUUUUCUGAAAAGUUGGUGUGGUGUAACACUAAAGUAGGUGGUUUGUGUGUGUUAUGACUGCCUGGUUAUAAUAGAUAUGCACAUCAAAGCCUUUACCAGUAUCUUCCUGUAUUAUUAGACUGCAAAGAUGGAAUGUUACUAUUUUAUCAACAAGGUAUUAAAAUGCAUUCACAAAA
Messenger RNA from Fukomys damarensis (Damara mole-rat), 1571 nucleotides. RefSeq names its product Ras related GTP binding A (gene Rraga). Lineage: Eukaryota; Metazoa; Chordata; Mammalia; Rodentia; Bathyergidae. Gene Ontology annotation, biological process: positive regulation of TOR signaling; cellular response to starvation; regulation of autophagy. The transcript has a single exon. The coding region runs from base 270 to 1211 and encodes 313 amino acids. Gene Ontology annotation, cellular component: lysosome; nucleus; Gtr1-Gtr2 GTPase complex. Gene Ontology annotation, molecular function: GTPase activity; GTP binding. The record is from RefSeq and is a predicted model, not a curated record.